GCAUCGCAUCUUGGUUGAUCAUAACUAAUGUUCAAACUAAUCAAAAAAUUUCACAAGCACCAAAACGAUGAGAACUAGAGAUAGAAUAGAGAGAAUGUGCAUAAAAUCUCGUUUCCCGCAAUGUGCUGACGACGUAGAAGUACACCGACUUCUAAUUGGUUAUGAUACCGUUUUACGGACCUAUUCGAGUAGAAAGUUCGACUCGUUCGACUUUACGAACGUACCCUUUCUAAACGAAAGGAACAGGCUGUGAAAUUUUAUUUCAAUUGAUUUUCAUUGCAGGUUAGGUUCGUUUAGCAUAGAGAAGACAGUUGGAGAUUGAUAUCACUUCGAAAGCAUUAUCUACGAUUAGUUAAUAAAAAUGUGCCCUAUCUAUUAUUCCCGCCCAUCUUUAUUUAUUGACGAGUUAAGUUGCGAUACAUCGUCUAUAUUCAACAAACAAUCCAUCGGUAUUUUAACACGUGUGAGAAAACGAACAACAUAUGUUUUCGGGUGUAAAGAUUUUAAUACUGCGUCGCGGUUCCGGCAAUUGCGGUAAUGUAACAACUGCGGAUCGUUUAAGGAAUUAUUUAUUGGAAGUUGGAAUUAAAUGCGAAUGCGUGGAUACUAGAUGUUUUAAUCCUAAAGAAUGUCAAAAUUUUGAUGCUGUUAUUGCUAUUCAUGCUUAUCAUUGUGCUCCUAUUUUGAAAGAAUGUUUGGUGCCAUACUUAAUUAUUUUUGGAGGAACAGAUUUAAACGAAUAUAGUCGAGAUCAGAAAUGCUUUGGUAUAAUGACCAAUGUUAUCUGUAAAGCAAAUAAUUUAAUUACGUUUGGAUCAUCAAUGACUCAAAAAGUAUUUCAUCUUUGGCCUAAUAUAUGCAAAGAAAGGAUAAAUGAAAUUCCACAAGCUGUAUAUACAAAUCCAAGUAGAUUUAAUUUGAAGAAUUAUCUUGAUAAAAAUUAUAACAUAUUGGUAGAUAAAAUAUUUUUACUUGUGCUUGGAGUUCGUCGUGUCAAAGAUCCACUCUUUCUAGUGAAAGACUUUUCAGAAUGGCAUGAUAAACAUAGAGAUUGUUGGAUGAUAAUUAUUGGUUCAAAGAUGGAAGAUGAUUAUUUUCAAGAAGUAUCAGAAAAUAUUAGCAGAGCAAGAGGCAUUUUGCUGUUACCACAAUUACCACAACAUGAUGUGCAUGCAACAAUGAGAGAUAGUUUUGCUGUUAUCAAUUGCUCCCAAAGUGAAGGAAUGUGCUCAUCUAUUUUGGAGGCAAUGGAUCUUUAUGUUCCAGUUAUUGCUAGAGAUAUUCCAGGAAAUAGAGAUUUAAUUGAAGAUCGAGUUACCGGUUUAUUAUAUAAAACACCAAAGGAAUUUUUAAAUGCUGCAGAAGAGUUGAUGAAUGAUCAUUCUCUAAAAAAUAUUCUGAUUGAAAAUGCCAAACAACAGAUCAAUAGAAAGCAUCUUUGUUCAACAGAAUCAAAAUUAUAUCUUGAAUUAAUUCAUUCUAUGCUAUCAGAAACCAGCUGAAAUGUGAAGUUUUUAAAUUACAAACCAAAUACCAAAAUUCUAACAUUA
Molecule: messenger RNA, 1550 nt
Organism: Centruroides sculpturatus (bark scorpion)
Lineage: Eukaryota; Metazoa; Arthropoda; Arachnida; Scorpiones; Buthidae
Product: glycosyltransferase 1 domain-containing protein 1-like
Exons: 11
Coding region: 483-1502 (339 amino acids)
Molecular function (GO): glycosyltransferase activity
Source: RefSeq, a predicted model, not a curated record